Molecule: messenger RNA, 1527 nt
Organism: Eurytemora carolleeae
Lineage: Eukaryota; Metazoa; Arthropoda; Copepoda; Calanoida; Temoridae
Product: mucin-5AC
Exons: 5
Coding region: 1-1527 (508 amino acids)
Source: RefSeq, a predicted model, not a curated record
AUGACAACAUGCUCUAAAAAUGGAAUAGUUAAUGGAAGUCAGAGGAGUUCCAUUGUUGGGAUUACCAAUGAGCAAGAGUUUGAUCAAGAUGCUGGACAACGAUUAGAGGAAAUUUUCGACAAAAAGCUGGAUUUUGAUACUUCUGAAAAGUUGGUUAUUGAUAAAGCUAAAAACAAAAAUUUCGAUACAUCUACUGAACCGUUUAACGCAUAUACUUCAGCACUAUCUAGUGGACAGGCACCAAACAGAGCAACACUAGAGUCUUCUAGCGAAAUAACAGGGAUUGAAUCUGACAAAAUAACAUGGGAGACUUUGGGUGGACAGACUUUGCAGAUGUCUAACAAACCAAUGCCAACAGCAUCUAGCAAAGUCUCUUUAGAGACACCUACCAGCGUAACAUUAGAGACAUCUCUUGGACCAUCUUUAGAGACACCUACCAGCGUAACAUUAGAGAUACCUCGUGAACCAUCUUUAGAGACACCUACCAGCAUAACAUUAGAGACAUCUCGUGGACCAUCUUUAGAGACAUCUACCAGCGUAACAGUAGAGACAUCUCGUGGACCAUCUUUAGAGACACCUACCAGCGUAACAUUAGAGAUACCUCGUGGACCAUCUUUAGAGACACCUACCAGCAUAACAUUAGAGAUACCUCGUGGACCAUCUUUAGAGACACCUACCAGCAUAACAUUAGAGAUACCUCGUGGACCAUCUUUAGAGACACCUACCAGCGUAACAGUAGAGACAUCUCGUGGACCAACUUUAGAGACACCUACCAGCGUAACAUUAGAGACACCAAGUGGGCCAACAUGUGAGCAAUCCAUGGAAGAAAAUUAUGUUGGAAUAAAGUUAGAGACGAGCAGUGGGAAACAUUCUGUUCAAGGUCCAACCCGGAAAUUGGGAACAGUCAAUGAACAACAUUUCAUGACAUCAGUCUGCAAACAGCUGACAACGACUAAAGAAGACCUAAUCAAAACUUUUGACGCUGAUGCUACAUUUAAACCAAUAGCUGUGCUAGGGAUUGGUGAACAAAUAAACAGUUCCUAUGAUAUAGUAGAUCUAGAUGAACUUGAUGAGGAUGAAAUCAGAUCUGAAGAUCAGUAUUGUGAAAGUGAGGAGGACGAGGAGUACAACUAUCCGAUGGGACUCCGACUAGGUCCUAUAGGACAGGAUAGGGAGGACGAGGACAAGGAAGGAUGGAACUAUGAGAAGGAUGACGGAAGAAAGCCUCUAAACUAUGAGGAUGAGGACGCGGAGAAAGUUCGAGAAAAGAUGAAAAGAAUGGAAGCUGAGCAGGAAGAGUUAUCUGGAAGUCUUCAAGCUUUAACAUCUCAUUUUGCUCGUUUACAACUUCGGCUUCAACAGGUGACUGCUGCCCCGGAAGAGCAAAGAGAAGAACUUUUAAAUGAUCUUCUCAAGUUUUCUAACCUUGGAAUACCAGACUUCAGAGCAGCUUAUUCACAGGGUUCCCAUGGGUUUUCUCAAAGAAUGUCAGCCAAUUUGGUCCAGCAGUUUGCUGCUCAGCUAUAG